Messenger RNA from Truncatella angustata, 3261 nucleotides. RefSeq lists its product as uncharacterized. The transcript has 2 exons. The record is from RefSeq and is a predicted model, not a curated record. Gene Ontology annotation, biological process: protein deubiquitination. NCBI's taxonomy places the organism in Eukaryota, Fungi, Ascomycota, Sordariomycetes, Amphisphaeriales, Sporocadaceae. Gene Ontology annotation, molecular function: cysteine-type endopeptidase activity; cysteine-type deubiquitinase activity. The coding region runs from base 1 to 3195 and encodes 1064 amino acids. Gene Ontology annotation, cellular component: cytosol; nucleus.
AUGGCCUUACCAUCGGGGCUGAAGCGAAUCGAAAUUCCUGCGUAUCCCCACGUUUUGUAUCACGAUAUACCGACAACAGGUGGACGGCUCCCUUUCUUCGACAAUCCUGAAGGCAAGUUGUACCACCCUGUGGCGGCCGAUGCAAAGCCACCGACUGCGGCGGAAGUGGUGAACACGUUCGAUUACAAUGCCCCUCUCAUGCCAGUGCCGCAUAUACCUGCGAAUUCCUGUUAUCGUAAUGCCACACUAGCAGCCCUCUUCAACCUUGCCCCAUUUGUCAACUUUCUGGAGAACCAUGAUCUCCCCCGAGUAUUCGUUGAGUUGCGGGAACUAUCUGAAUCCUUUCGUAAUAUCCAUAGGGACGACCACUUUCCUAGGAUGACACUUUAUUUCCAAAGAAUUGCCACUUUCUGGAACCGUAUUGGCACGUUACCCGAUGGAAAUGACGGACCGUGGCACACUCGUAUGAAAGUUCGAGGCCAUAGAGUCGAUACGACAGACAAGAAAGCGCAGCAAGUGACGAAGGAAUAUUCGACAGAAGACUGUAACGAACUCGUCAUGUGGGUUUUUGAAUACUUAUCAGAAAAGAUGCAUGAAAGUGAUAGACAGCUUCAGCGUAACCUCGUAACAAGAUUUUGGAGGUUAUUUCAAUACAAAAUGGUUAGCAGACAAUUAAUGGACUGCUGUGCCGCGGGCAGAAAAAACAAGCAAAGGGUCAACGAGUUCGCGACACUAGAAGGCACCAUUCUCGAAGUUAGCGUCGUAAACAUGAAUAGUACCUUGGUACCAUUGAGCACCGCAAUUUCACAGAGAAUGUACGACGGUGGUCCCAGCCGACAAUACCCCUGUGUGCAUUGUGGCGUUGUCAAACAGCGAGCGCGAUUUUACAAGAUGGUGUACCUGCCCGAAGUCUUGAUGGUUGGGGUCAACUACACAGAAGGUCUUCGCACCAACUUACGCAAUAGGGCCAAUUUUCCAGAGUAUCUAGACAUGAGUCAGUUUCGGGACGACCCUGAUGGGGACGACCUGAGCGCACCGCCAGGUAAGGCGGAUUGUUUAUACAGGCUUGAGGCUGUGAUUGGAUUCCCAAUGCAGCUUCCCGACCAGAGUGGCCAUUAUGUAUCCUGGGUUCGCCGUAGAGAUAACCAGUGGACCCUUUUGGACGACGUUGGGGGCCCCUCGGGCGAGGGACUGGCCAUCAAUCAGAGUUGGUCCGCUAUGAAUCGACAUGGAAAUUUCCGAGCCAGGCUCCUGAUGUAUGUCAGAAACCGCGACGUUGACCUCAACACGCUCGACGCCAGGGGGCUUCAGAUAGUCAGUGUUCCGCCUCAAGUUACGACGGGUAGCAUUCCAACGAGAGGUGCGCGGUCUCCUGUUCCGCCCACUAAUAGGGAUGCAAAGCAAACACCAUCAGCUUCUCGAAUUCCUCCUACACCACCCCUUUCGAUAUCGAGAUCUCCAAGUGUACAGCCACCUGUCAAGCCACCAUCCCCUUUGAUUUCUCCAACGGUGCAGUCUUCUGUUCAGCUAGUCCGUCAUUCUAGUGGAUUUGCAACACAGAACGCUCCUUUCGGCAGCCUUGAAGCACAGCUGCCCACUUUCGGCGUUUCUGGAACGCGGAAUCCCCCUUUCGGAGGGUUUGGAACACAAAACCCUGCCAUCGGUAAUCCUGGAGCACGGAACCCUUUUCACGGCGGCUUUGGGACACAACCCACCUCUGGCGAUUAUGGAGCACAGCCAUCGCCUGCUCUUCCACCGGCGCCAGCAGAGCGUGGAGUGCAGAGCUACAUCCGCCCACAUGCCUUGGAGCACGACACAACGGUGUGGGCAAUGAGGGAAGAGUCCAAGUGGCUGCUUGUCGAGCGCAAGCAGAGGCAAGCUGCAGCCAGAGCCAUCGCGCGAGGAAAAGCCACGGAGAGAGCGCAGAGAAACGGUACCGUGACAGCUGCGGCAAGGAAGACCACGAAGGCCAAUGAAUUGGGUACCACUGGUCCUCAGAGAACUACAACCUCCAAUAAUGGAGGUAAAACUAAGACUAAUAGCACCGUUGAUGUGAGUCGUGGCAAGGGUGGUUCUUCCGUUACCCGGAAUGCAGGAACGACAAGAGUUGCAAAAGCUACUGUUCAGGCGGCUGCGAAGGCUUCAAAGGAUGCAAAGAAUGCUCAGCUUGUUGGAAAGUAUCGAGCAGAGACGCAAGCCAAGGUGAACAAAGUACAGAACAUUGUAGAGAAGAGCAGAAGAUGGCAGGCUUUGCAUCCAGAUAUGUCGCAGCAGGCACAGGCCUAUGCCGAGUCGAGUCGUCUCUCCAUCAGUAAAGGUUCGGGGUCACUUAUCAAGAAUUCACAUGAGAGAUCAGGAUCCAGAUCGAGCGCCUCACCUCGGCCUCCUAUCAGAGGUAGUGGGAUAGGUGCUGCCGUCUUAAGGGGACCGGUAUGGUUAGUCCUCGUGGGCAAUACGGGCCAUGUCGGUCCCCUUGUUACUUAUCGUAAAGAUCCCACUCCUACGGGAUCCCCUCGUUCGCCUUCACCGCCUAGGGCGCCGUGCUCCAUCCAUACGGAUCCACACGAUCCACGAAUUCGAAAAGCUGCGCAUUGGACUAAGGAUAGGUUCGUGCGUGAGUUCAAGUUAGAGGGUAUCACCGCACCGAGGGGCAAUAAGCCAGCUAAAUCAUUCUGGCUCGCCAAAUUCAAGAAGCACUUCGUCCAGAAGAACCGGGACUACAGCAUCUACACCAUCGAGAGGCUCAGGGAUGCCGCAAGGGAGUGGCAGCUGGAGGCCAGGCCCAGGGCUGGGCACAGGCUGCUUGAUCACAAGGCUUACCGGAAUAGGCUGAAAAGGGCUGACCGGAACCGUCUCCAUGAGUACUCGCAGCACGGUGGACCUGUGUCUGAUGACAUGCAUUAUCCGCUGCCUGAUGCAGACAGUGAUACUGCCUCACCCUCACCGCCGGUAACUGAAAAUAGACGGAAAUGGUUUUAUGAUACCGACUCUGACGACGGCUUACCCCCUCCCCGCGGAAGUUCUCAUGCUGGCAAAAAGUCGAAAAAUCAGCAAUCACGAAGUAAUGACGAACUAGAGGAUGACGCACAAGAUGAGAAUGGACAAGAUGAGUAUACACAGGAUGACGAGACAGAAGAUGAGAACACAAAAGGUGACGGAAUAGAGGAUGAGACCACACAAGAUGAGGAGAAGUAAGUGAAGGAGGUAAACAAUGAGGAGCAAGAUGAAGAUUAAAAUGAAGGAGAGAAAGAGGAAGUGAAG